This is a messenger RNA of Pomacea canaliculata, 3688 nucleotides long. RefSeq names its product immune-associated nucleotide-binding protein 1-like. Lineage: Eukaryota; Metazoa; Mollusca; Gastropoda; Architaenioglossa; Ampullariidae. The coding region runs from base 1851 to 2960 and encodes 369 amino acids. The record is from RefSeq and is a predicted model, not a curated record. Gene Ontology annotation, molecular function: GTP binding. The transcript has 3 exons.
CUUUUUUACUGUGAGGACGUAUAGAUGUGACUACAACAUGUUAAAACGGAAACCCAAACUAAGAAAUUUACAAAUGAAAAUUCAAAUUCAGAAUCAAAUAUGCUAAACCAAGCAUUAAAAGACUGCUAUUUUCGAUUAGGAGAAAGAUGUAGACAAGUUUUAACUUUCAUAGUUUGUCCCCUUUCAGCUUCUUUCAUAUUUUGAUUGGGAAGGUUUUAUUCUUGAAAAUGCAUAUUACAUGACUGUGCAGAUAGUUGAACAGGACUGUAUUAGAAAUUCAUUUAUUAUCAUUAUUCACACUGAUUUUGCUUUGAAGAAAGCGGUCAGAUUAAAUGACUUUCCUAACCCCUUCUGUCGAGGGAUGGAGUCAUGGCAUCAGGCUAAGACUGUUCAUUAAAAAAUAAUACAUCUGCAGGGUUUUCAAAUCCAUUUUAAAUAUUUUAAUUCUGCAAGAGAUCCAAUGGAUGCAGUGAAGUUGUGGGGUAGAGGGUGAGUUAGUAAACAUUUUCCUUAUGUCAGCUUUUAACAUUUGAUCUUUACUUGUAAGUGUUUUUGCGUAAGCCAGAGACAAAUAUCUGGACUUAGGACUUAAGCAAAAAGAAUGGAUGGAUAGAAGGAAAUAGAAACUGCUAAAAUAUCACUAAGUAAGCUGUUGCCGCGGUACUUAAGAUCUUGUAAAAUAUAUAUGUAUAUUACAAAAAUGUUUAUUGUGUGCGGAUAGAUAAGGAAAUGGGUAAUAGACUAGAAAGGGAAGGAGAAAAGAUACAAAUAGAUAGGUACCAAUUGACAAUCUAUAACCUGCAAACUUCUCUUUCAUCAAUACUUUACUAAUUUUACAACAAAUUGAUAACAAAUCCAAACGCCCGAAUGCUGACCCUAAGUUAUCUACUUUAACAUCCUUCUUUCAGUUCAUCUCUCGGCCCUACUGCUUAAAGUGAUUGUGAUUUCUGGUAUCUAUCUUCCACAUAUCCACGUGGUCUUAACUACAAACGAUAUCCUUGAGCCCCAUGUACGCUAAUAGUCUUUCCUGCUUUUUCUUAUUAAGGCUAUAAGAAAGUGUUCACUUUUAAAACCAUUUCUAAAAACACCAGCUGCCUCUUCAAAUGGAGGAUACUGGUUGAAUGAGUGUUUAGAGUUAACUAAAUAUGAUCAUUGAAGUGUCUUGCUGAGACGCUGUUUUGUCGGCGGGUGUUGUGAUCAUGGUAACUAACAAAGUGUGACAAUAACUUUUAAUAAUUAAUAUAUCAAAUUUCUGUUAUUUGUAUUAUUAUAAUUAUUAGUUGUAUAAGGGCCGUGCUUAGCGGCAAGUAGAUGAGGCAUCUACUUAGGGCCCGGCUCUUUUGAUAAUCAUCAGGGGCCCCACGCUUUUGAUUAAUAUGGUAACUAGACUUCAAAUUAAUGAGGUGUUCAUGCAGCGUGCUGUCAAUGAUAAAGACGAAAUGUGCCUGUGGGAAAGUGUCUUUAAAUCCCGACUAAAACCAUCGAGGACCCCGCACAUGUCCUAUGUCUCGGGCCCCGCGAGGGCUAAGUAGGAUCCUGAUUAGUAUUAUUUAAAUAAAAUCUGGUAGUACGGUUCUACCUUUGGCUGCGUGUCAGUAAUGUUGCUUGCUCAAAAUUGUAUGUGUUCGGCAAGAGAGAUCGCAUCGUUGCACAGCCUAAAUAACUCGAUCGUUUUUGAGAAAAAUUUCGCAGGUAUUUCUGAGGAAAGAACACCUUGUGCAGUAGACUUGAACCGUUAAAAAUGAGGCUAAAAUUUGCAUUUGAUCUAUUUAAAGAUAAAAUAUAAGCACCUGCCCAUGUACCUGCGCGCACACCGGUCAUACACUGGCUUGCGAUUAUUUCUGUAAAACAUGGCGACCAAAGGCGGAUCACUUCGUUUCCUAAUUGUUGGAAAAACUGGGUCAGGCAAAAGUUCAACAGGAAACUCAAUUCUCGGAAAGGAAAUCUUCUCCGUUGACAUGAGUAGUGCUUCUGUCACUGAAACCUGUAAACUUGGACGUAACGAGCGUAACGGAGUUACUAUUGAUGUCAUGGACUCGCCUGGUCUGUUCGACACCAAGAAGACGCACGAGGAGGUGGCGAUAGACGUUGUUCAAGCCGUCGCUUGCAUGCAUCCGGGGCCCACUGCAGUCCUCUACGUCAUCUCGUUGGCCAACCGCUACACGCAGGAAGAGAAUGGCGUGUACGAGAGGCUGAAAAGUCUCCUGGAUAAGCACGUGACAGAGUACAUGAUUGUCAUCUUCACGCGCGGCAGCGAUCUGAGGCAAAAUAAGAAGACUAUCGAGGAUUUUCUGUCACGUGCGCCUUCCGAACUUCGCAAGGUGCUGGAGGAGUGCGGCGACCGCUACGUGGUGUUUGAAAACUUCGCUGACGACAAAGACAGCCAGGUAGACCGUUUGUUGCAGAUGGUGCGCACACUGAGCGCGGCGCAUGGUGGCCAACCAUACAUGUGUCCUAAGUACGGUGAGGUCGGCGAAAAGAUGAAUAAGGAGGUUGACAAGAGAAUGAAAAAGGCAGAGAAGCGGGAGUUACAAAGAAAGAAGUACGUACAGGACCUGAAGAUGAUGAUGAAACAAGCUCAAGAGCAAGCGGAGACACUAAGAACGGAGUUAGAGAAACAGGCAAAGAAGAGAGAUGAAGAAAUAAAGAUGAGCAGCAUGGGAAGGGAGGAUAAACUAACAACCAUAAUGGAAGCCAUGCAGAAGCAUGAGCUCAUUUAUGAAGCAAGCGAGCUGAAGCAAUUGCUGUACGAAAUGGAAAAGGAGAAAAGUAAAGAACUAAACGAUGCAGAGCAGCUCUCGAAAGGGAGAAUAGAGGUUUUUGAGAAGCAGACCAAAGAAAACUACGAGAAACGCAUCGCGGAGGCAAUAGAAGAGAGUAAAAAACGUGAAGCGAAUUUUGAGGGGGAGAUGAAGAAACUUAAGGACUCGAUCGCAAAUCGUGGAUGCGUUAUUUCGUGACAUUCAACAUAUUUAAAAGCAGUAUUUUUCAAAUAGCGAUAGACAAUAAUCACAUAAUGGCGAUCAUUCUCUAGGCUAAGCUUGCUUUCCUAGGCUGACAUAAAAAUAUAGCAUAUAUAUGUACUUCAUUAACCUCAACGUAUGUCUGUUGUGAUUAGUAACAUCCACAAAUCUUAUAACUCUUAUAAUAUAUCUAACCUUUUCACUGCACUUUUUGUCAGCAAUGACAACUAAAGCUAGCGUCAAGAUAACAAAUAGUUUGUAAAACACAAAUGAUGAAACAAAUAAGACUUCCACUUACUUCCUGCAGAAUAUUGAGUAACAAUAGAGUUUGCAGACAAGUGUACAUCAUCACAUGUUUUGUUUUACACAUCAAUGACUUAUAUGAUUAUAAAAAAGUAAAAACAUUUUUCCUUGUAACGAAACAUGCAGACGGCAUUAAAGAUACGAUUUUGGUUGCUGAAAUAUUUUCAUCUGAAAUGUUUUUGUUACAAUAUCAUUGGUGACAAUGAAUUCCAGAUUCCUGUUGAAGGACACAAAGGUGAUGUUGGUUUCGCCCACCUUGAUGUGACUUGGUGAACAAGAGAGGGAAAAUUGAUUUCUUCUUGUCGACCAUAGGAGGGCUUGCUUUUUAUCAUCAUUGCGUUUAAGUUUGUUUGACACCAUCCAGUCUUUGACUUCAUUAAUACAGACUUCUAAGACGCUGGUUGCAGAGUGAGACUCAGCCA